This is a messenger RNA of Nothoprocta perdicaria, 4604 nucleotides long. It is a transcript of the gene ALDH18A1, whose product is annotated as aldehyde dehydrogenase 18 family member A1. The record is from RefSeq and is a predicted model, not a curated record. Gene Ontology annotation, cellular component: mitochondrion; cytoplasm. Gene Ontology annotation, molecular function: glutamate 5-kinase activity; glutamate-5-semialdehyde dehydrogenase (NADP+) activity; ATP binding. Lineage: Eukaryota; Metazoa; Chordata; Aves; Tinamiformes; Tinamidae. The transcript is spliced from 18 exons. Bases 154 to 2562 code for a protein of 802 amino acids.
GCUGGAGCCGCGGAUCAGCUGCAGCCGCGGCGUCCGGGCUGCCUCCCUGCUGCCUCCUCCCUCCCUGUGCAGUUGCAGCUUCACUCAGCAAGCUUUUGUCACGGCUUCAACAGGCGGGAUCAGAUAUCCUUGAUUGGCAGAAGGCAUCUCAAAAUGUUGUGUCGAGCUGCUCUGAGCCCUCUUGCCUGUUCCCCUGGAUGGUGCUUUGUGUUACCGUCACGUGCCAUCGCAGCCAUUUCUCGUUUGUAUCUCCCUCGCCAUACCUUGAGAUCAAGAAAUGAAUCCAUCCGUUGUUGGAGCAACAUCCCAUUCAUCACCAUGCCACUCAGCCGUGCGCAUGGCAAAUCAUUUGCGCACCGCAGUGAGCUGAAACAUGCCAAGCGGAUUGUAGUGAAGCUGGGCAGUGCUGUUGUGACUCGAGGAGAUGAGUGUGGCUUGGCUCUUGGGAGGCUGGCAUCCAUUGUGGAGCAGGUGUCAAUGCUGCAGAAUCAGGGCCGAGAGAUGAUGAUUGUCACCAGUGGAGCUGUAGCUUUUGGAAAACAGCGAUUGCGUCAUGAGAUCUUGCUUUCUCAGAGUGUGAGGCAAGCACUUCACUCAGGCCAGAGUCAACUAAAGGAUAUGGCAAUUCCAGUGUUGGAGGCCAGAGCCUGUGCAGCAGCUGGUCAGAGUGGACUCAUGGCCCUGUAUGAAGCCAUGUUUACACAAUAUAGCAUCUGUGCAGCGCAGAUUUUAGUUACCAACCUGGAUUUUCAUGAUGAGCAAAAGCGUCGAAACUUAAAUGGAACAUUGCAUGAACUUCUAAGAAUGAAUAUCGUCCCUAUAAUUAACACUAAUGAUGCUGUUGUUCCACCUCCAGAGCCAAAUAGUGAUCUGCAGGGGGUAAAUGUGAUUAGCGUGAAGGAUAAUGAUAGUUUGGCAGCACGACUGGCUGUGGAAAUGAAGACUGAUCUCCUGAUUGUUCUCUCAGAUGUAGAAGGACUCUUUGACAGCCCUCCAGGAUCCGAUGAUGCAAAGCUCAUUGACAUAUUCUACCCGGGAGACCAGCAGUCUGUGACAUUUGGUACCAAAUCCAGAGUAGGAAUGGGAGGCAUGGAAGCCAAGGUGAAAGCAGCUCUGUGGGCCCUCCAAGGAGGCACCUCUGUAGUUAUUGCAAAUGGAACCCACCCGAAGAUCUCUGGUCAUGUCAUCACAGACAUUGUAGAUGGCAAAAAAGUCGGCACAUUUUUUUCGGAAGUAAAACCUGCAGGCCCUACAGUGGAGCAGCAGGGUGAAAUGGCUCGAACUGGUGGCAGGACUCUGGCAGCUUUGCAGCCUGAACAGAGAGCAGAGAUUAUCUAUCGUCUUGCUGAUUUACUAACUGAUCAGAGAGAGGAAAUUCUCUUGGCAAACAAAAAAGACUUGGAAGAGGCUGAAAAUAAAGGAAGAUUGGCACUUCCUUUGUUGAAACGACUCACUCUCUCUACAUCGAAGUUGAAUAGCUUGGCUAUCGGGCUGCGUCAAAUUGCAGCAUCCUCGCAGGACAGUGUUGGCCGGGUAAUUCGGAGAACACGAAUAGCAAAAGACUUAGAGUUGGAGCAGGUGACUGUGCCUAUUGGUGUCCUUCUUGUGAUCUUUGAAUCUCGUCCUGACUGUCUUCCACAGGUGUCUGCUUUGGCUAUAGCCAGUGGAAAUGGCUUACUGCUUAAAGGAGGGAAAGAAGCUGCAUACAGCAAUCAAAUCCUUCAUCAUCUGACACAAGAAGCACUCUCCAUUCACGGGGUCAAAGAUGCAGUGCAACUAGUGAACACAAGAGAGGAAGUAGAAGAUUUGUGCCGCUUGGAUAAACUAAUAGAUCUAAUCAUUCCACGUGGUUCAUCCCAGCUAGUCAAGGAUAUCCAGAAAGCAGCUAAGGGAAUCCCAGUGAUGGGACACAGUGAAGGAAUCUGCCAUGUGUAUGUGGACGUGGAUGCCAGUGUUGAGAAGGUCACAAGAAUAAUCAGAGACUCAAAGUGUGAAUACCCUGCUGCCUGUAAUGCUCUGGAAACUCUCUUAAUUCAUCGAGACUUGCUGAGAACCCCAUUGUUUGAUCAAAUCAUAGACAUGUUGAGAAUAGAACAGGUGAAGAUUCAUGCUGGCCCAAAGUUUGCCUCCUAUUUAACAUUCAGCCCCUCAGAAGUGAAAUCUCUCCGCACUGAAUACGGCGACCUUGAGUGCUGCAUUGAGGUGGUGGACAGUGUCCAAGAGGCUGUUGAACAUAUCCACAAGUAUGGAAGUUCUCACACAGAUGUUAUCAUCACAGAGAAUGAAAAAACAGCAGAGUUCUUCCUCCAACAUGUGGACAGUGCUUGCGUCUUCUGGAAUGCCAGCACCCGAUUCUCUGAUGGUUAUAGAUUUGGACUUGGUGCUGAAGUUGGAAUUAGCACUUCCCGUAUCCAUGCACGUGGGCCAGUGGGAAUUGAAGGACUCCUGACUACAAAAUGGUUGCUGAGAGGGGAUAGUCAUGUUGUUUCUGACUUUUCAGAGCAGGGCAGCAUGAAGUAUCUUCAUGAGAGCCUCCCUCUCCCACAGAGAAAUACCAGCUAAGAACAUCUAGUGGAAAACCCAGGUGCUUAAGUGUUACUGAAAAUGGUCAGGCUUCAGGGUACCCUCUGGAGGAGGGAGAUACUUCUUCAUCUUCAGGCACUUUUCAUCAGACGCAUUUUCAGACACAGAUUCAUCACUGUGCAGUAUGAUGAAUACAAACCGAUCCUAUCUGUGAGCCUUUUUUUUUUUUUUACUGGUGCCUACCUUUUCUUAUCUGCAGGCUAACAUCCCUUCCCAGAACAAUGCACCUUUAGAACAAGCAAAUGAUACAAAGGUUUACAUUUUGUGUGUUCUGUUUUUAUUGCUCCCCAUAGUGAAGUAUGUGUACAAUAUGGUUGGUAGUGUACCAUAAGUUUCUUCUCAGGCCUUCCUGUUCUAUUCAAACAUCAUUUGUCCUAGAGGACAAACUUAAUAGUUUCUCUUUAGUUUUAUGGCUUUAAGAGCUCUUGAGAAAGCUCUGAAUUUUUGUCAUUUUUUCUUUGUAUUUGUUCAUACUAUGAUUAAUGGAAUAGAUCUUCAAAAUGCAUAAUGAUGUUUUGACAAAAAAACUUUUAUAUUGCUUUUCUUUGAAUUGUUGACUACUGUAGAUGAGGGUAUCACAGUGUAUAUUAAGUGGAUUUUUUCUUACUUGUACUGAAUGGCUUUUCUCACUGGUUUUAUAUGAAACUUAAUCCCCCUCCACCAAGCGAGACUAUUUUAAAGCUGGGGUUUUUUUCUCUGAACAAAAUUAUUUUAAAAUAAAGUGUAUAAUGCAUAGUCCUUGACACUGCUGUAAUUCUCUAAAAAUGUUUCUGCAUAUAUACCUUCUCAAGUUAAUGAGACUGGCAUUAUGUGUUUUCAGAUAUUACUACUAUUGCUGCUUUACACAACAAGUAAGUAACAACAUAUCCUUUAGUGGAUGGUUGUGCCUCUACUUCUAGAAUGCCAUGUUCUCGGUAUUGGAGUUGACAGAUUUUGACAGAUACAAAUUUGAUUGAUUAGAUUGGAAAUUGAUUGAUAGAUGGUGGAUUUUUUUUCUCCAGCUUGGAGACAGGUGGCCCAGUACAAAAUAGCUAAUUUCUCAUUUUAAGUACUUCUCAUCUUGGAUUUUCAAUGAAAACUAUUUUGUUUCAUACUGGUUUUAAUGAUUACUGUUAAUUUUGGAAUGCCAGAAGACCUCUGGGUCUUCAAAUACAAACCUGAAAGGCUUGUGCUUUAAAUCUUUUUAAAAUUAUUUUUAGAAUGCUCAUGAGUUUUUUUACAAGCUAAAGGGCUAAGAUGCCCUAAGCUUGAGGGCAUCUGGAUCACAAAGUAAAACUUUAAACUAGCACAGGUCUCCAGGACAGUUCAUCUGUACUUUUUGACUGUAAAUAAGGAUGGAUUACAAGCUCUUUGGGUGGACUUAUGUAUACUAUCACCUGUGAAUUUGCUCCGAUCAUCUCUGCUCCUAUGGGGCAAGAGAAAAAAAAAAGGCAAAAAAGAAAAAGCAUAAAAAAAAGCAUAAACCAUAGGAAAGGGAAGCAGGAGCGUAAAACAUCUGUUUGGAAGCCUAGUAUGGUGAAUCACAUUUGAUACUACUACUGAAUGUCUCACCUAGCCACCUGAAGUGACUGUUGUUUCUUUGAGGUUGAAAUUUUACUGCCUGGUACUUGUCUAAUACAACUAUGGAUAUGUUACCUGCAUUUUCUUGGGAGAGUUACAAACCUUAACCUCUGAACUACUAAAUUUAUAACUAUUGGCUCAAGGAAGUAAGACGUUUCACAAAGAGUUCUGGGAAUGGUUUCUAGCCAUGGAAUGAAGACUUGCAGUACCCCAGCUCUCAAACUCAAGCAGUACAAGCUCCAGCAGUGAAGAUGGUGUUGAAGGGAUAUAGCCAAAAGCCUUGGAAUAAGGUCGAAUCCUUGACUUAGUAUUCCAAAUACCUUGGGCACCAGAAGAAGAGACAGCUACAUGUGUUCUAGAGCUGCAGAGGGAAGAUAACUUGGAACUGAAUGUUUGCCAGUUUUUGAAGAGCAGAAGCACCAGUGGCUGAUAAGUUACAUAGAGUAUUUUGGACUUAAGGA